This is a messenger RNA of Frankliniella occidentalis (western flower thrips), 1774 nucleotides long. It is a transcript of the gene GluRS-m, whose product is annotated as probable glutamate--tRNA ligase, mitochondrial. Gene Ontology annotation, biological process: glutamyl-tRNA aminoacylation. The record is from RefSeq and is a predicted model, not a curated record. The transcript is spliced from 10 exons. Bases 145 to 1701 code for a protein of 518 amino acids. Gene Ontology annotation, molecular function: zinc ion binding; tRNA binding; ATP binding. NCBI's taxonomy places the organism in Eukaryota, Metazoa, Arthropoda, Insecta, Thysanoptera, Thripidae.
UCCUGAAAUUAGUAGAAGGUGGUGCCUGUCAACCGGCAAGCAGGGCAGACGACACAACCUCAAAUGGUUUCGCACUUCUUCUCGUCUUGCCCGUAAAGUUAUUGUUGAGAAAGUAUCGAUUAGAGUUUACUAACACUACGGAAAAUGAGAUACUCACAUUUACCAUCAUUCAUGUUUCUCACAUCUGUUAGAAAGUUUAGCAAUAAUGUUAGAGUGAGGUUUGCGCCAAGUCCGACAGGACGUCUUCACCUUGGAGGUCUUCGAACUGCUCUAUACAACUUUUUAUUUGCUAGAGUCAAAGGUGGAAAGUUUCUUAUCAGGAUUGAAGAUACUGAUCAGGCUCGUCUAGUUCCUGGAGCUGCAGAAGCAAUUGAAAGAGAUCUCCAGUGGGUAGGAAUUGAAGCUGAUGAAAGCCCUUCUCGAGGUGGAGGAUAUGGGCCUUACAUUCAAUCUGAACGGCUAAGCCAUUACAGGACUGAGACAGAAACUCUCAUCGAGAAAGGUGCAGCUUACAGAUGCUUCUGCACGGACAAAAGGCUGGAACUUAUGCGCAGGGAUGCAAAUCGAAGAGGUGCUGUUCCACGGUAUGACAAUCGAUGUCGGGAUCUAAGUUCCAAUGAAAUUGCUGAAAAAUUAGGAAAAGGGAUGGCAUACUGUGUCCGCUUCAAACUUGAGAAAGGACCUGACACUUUUGAAGACAUAAUAUAUGGCAAAAUAGUAUUAGAUACAGCUUCAAUUGAAGGGGAUCCUGUUAUAUUGAAGAGUGAUGGAUUCCCCACCUAUCACCUAGCUUGUGUUGUUGACGACCACUUGAUGGAAAUAUCACAUGUUUUAAGAGGUGUAGAAUGGCAAAUAUCAACAUCAAAACAUCUGCAGCUGUACCGGGCAUUUGGCUGGAAGCCACCACAGUUUGGUCAUUUACCCCUUCUAAUGAAUCCUAAUGGGACAAAGCUCUCUAAGCGUCAAGGGGACAUUGAUGUUGAACAUUUUAGAAAAUCUGGAGUGUUUCCUGAAGUUCUUCUUAGUUUUGUGACAGAGUUUGGAGGAGGAUUUACAAGAGAGAGAGGAAUAACUUCUGUUCAUGAUGUUGAAAAUCUAAUUAAACAGUUUAAUUUACAAUCCCUAAACACCAGUUCUUGUAAAGUUGAUCUAGAAAGGUUAAUCCGUCUGAACCGCUUAGAGAUGGAGAGGAAGCUCCAAGACCCAGAAAGUUUAAAAUUACUAUGUAAUCAAUUGAGAGAUCUUGUACUCCAUCACUAUGAUGAACAAGUGGAAUCUAAUUCUCCUGCCAUCUCGGAUGAAAGACUAACAUAUCUUCUUCAAUGGGGGCUGCCUCGAAUGUCACGCCUUGAAGAUUUUUUUAGUUCUGACCUUAACUAUCUCUGGUCAAAACCUUCACUUACUGUUCUAUUGGAUAUUGUUAAGGAUUCGCCACAUUCGAUUGCAGAUGUUUUAGAAAAUAUCUCUUCACACAUUAUUCAGUUAUCUGCAGAGGGUAAUGCCAAUAUUGUUGCUGCAAUUAAGGAUAUCUGUAAUUCUCAUGACGUUAAGUACAAGGUAGUUAUGAAAGCUCUACGAGCAGCAUUAAGUGGUCUGAAGGCUGGGCCUCCAGUUGGAGAAAUAAUCGAGAACCUUGGAGUUGACGAAUCCUCACACAGACUGCGACUCGCUGCUGAGGCCCUGAGGAGCGUAGCGCAUUGAAAUGAUCUAGCUAGUCAUAGCUUUUUGUCAACCAUAGGAGUCAAGAGAAGUAAAGAUUUUACCAGUAAUUAAA